GAAACAUUACAACACAAAUAACUGCAUCAAAGCAGCAACUCUCAGCUCUGAACAUUUCCAGGAGUCUCAGGUAGAACAGAAUGAUACGUAAAGGAAAAAGGAAAAGUGCUACUUUUUACUUGGCCACAGCUGUUAUUCUGAUAUGUUAUUUAGCGCAGAUGAUAGACUGUUAUCGAUUGAGGAAAACAGACAGGCAAAAAGAAGCUGAUGCCACUAAAAUGAUAGGUGUCCAAGAGGGGAAAAUUGUGUUCGGGAAAGUGUUUGAGAAAGGAUCAAGCCUUGAGUCUCAAGUCAUAGACCAGACCAAGUCAUCUUCAAAUGCUUCUGUGGAGGAUGAAACUGCUUAUCAAGCAGACUUUACAGGCUGGUCUAAAGGCCAAACACAAGAUGCCAGUUCCAGAGAAUCAUUAUGGAAGCGCAUGGGAUCUUCCCUGCAGUGUGGUGGGGACCAGAUGAAGUUCAGAGCGGUGGGACCAGGAGCAUCACAGUUUAAAGUGGAGCAAGGGAAUGCACCUCCAAUGCCCCUAUCCCAGGUCCCUUCAACUUGUGGCUACAGUAUGCAGAGGAACUCACUUGCACUUGUCAUGUUGGUUCCUUAUGAUGGCUGCAAUAUGGUUCAAGAGGGUGGAAGUUAUGUGCUGCCAAUGCGUUGGCAGGGAAUUCCAGUCUCUCUGAGGUGCCCCAAACCUGCAGCGACUGCUCCUGCAACUGCUGCCACACAACAUCCUUCCCCCCAGGCGCCUCAAGAGCCCCAGGCGCCUCAAGAGCCCCAGGCGCCUCAAGAGCCCCAGGCGCCUCAAGAGCCCCAGGCGCCUCAAGAGCCCCAGGCGCCUCAAGAGCCCAGUCCCCCAUCAUAUUUCUUUCCACCCUACAUGCCUUAUCCUCAGUACCCUUCAGUGGUAGACCCUACAAUGACCAAGAAACCUGAAAUGCCUAAAUUUCCACAAUUUCCCAAUUUCUUCCCUUAUUCCUACUUCUCUCCCCCUCUUCCAGUCACGACAACUGCACCAACUACGCCUAAAUCGACUACCACUGCAAAGCCAGCAGUCGCAGUUCCUCACCAAAUGUACCCUUAUUUCAACCCACCAGUUUUCUUCCCUCCCUUUCAAUGGCCCCUUCCAGGGCCUCUGCCGAUGACUGCCAAACCAGCAAGUACCACCAAACUCACUACUCAAGUGACUGCGGCUAAACCACAGUCACCACAGUUUCCACCACAAAUGUCUGUCUUCCCUCCCUUUCAAUGGCCCUUUCCAGGGCCUCUGCCGACGACUGCCAAACCAGCAAGUACCACCAAACUCACUACUCAAGUGACUGCGGCUAAACCACCGUCACCACAGUUUCCACCACAAAUGUCUGUCUUCCCUCCCUUUCAAUGGCCCUUUCCAGGGCCUCUGCCGACGACUGCCAAACCAGCAAGUACCACCAAACUCACUACUCAAGUGACUGCGGCUAAACCACAGUCACCACAGUUUCCGCCACAAAUGUCUUUCUUUCCUCCCUUUUACCAGCACCUUGUACCCUUUCCACAAGACACAACCCCUGAGCCAGUGACACCAACAUCAACCACAACAACUCAGAAAACUGACCCUCAACCGACACAGGUGCUGCCGCACGAUCACCCACAUGUCCAUGUUCCAUUUCCAUUUAUGCCGUAUCCCCCUCCUCAGUUUGGCCUACUACAACACUGAACAGUUCUAAUAAAUGGUUUGAAUAACCUAA
Molecule: messenger RNA, 1719 nt
Organism: Thunnus maccoyii (southern bluefin tuna)
Lineage: Eukaryota; Metazoa; Chordata; Actinopteri; Scombriformes; Scombridae
Product: proteoglycan 4-like
Exons: 4
Coding region: 81-1688 (535 amino acids)
Source: RefSeq, a predicted model, not a curated record